This is a messenger RNA of Ixodes scapularis (black-legged tick), 561 nucleotides long. RefSeq lists its product as uncharacterized. The record is from RefSeq and is a predicted model, not a curated record. The annotation marks the transcript as partial. The transcript is spliced from 2 exons. Lineage: Eukaryota; Metazoa; Arthropoda; Arachnida; Ixodida; Ixodidae.
UCCGACGGUGACGUGACAGCAACCUCUGGUGACUCCGCUCUCGCUACGAUCGACGUUCGUCUACCAACGUUCUGGCCUAAAAACCCGCAAGUCUGGUUUACCCAGGUCGAGGCCCGUUUCCACUUGAGAAGAAUCACAACGCAAAUGGCGCGCUACUACCACGUCGUCGCCUCUUUACCAGCGGAGGUGGCAGACCAGCUCGACGACGUGUUAGCCCAACCGCCACGAGAAGAUGCCUACGACCAUUUGAAGACAAUACUUCUCGCCAGGACAAUGACAUCAGAGAGCUCCCGCAUCCAACAGCUCCUCACCGCCGAAGAACUGGGCGAUCGUCGCCCGACGCAACUUCUACAUUGCAUGAAGCAGCUGUUGGGACCGCUAGCUUCAGAAGCACAAGGUUCCAUACUGCGGGAGUUGUUCCUCCAGAAGCUUCCUCAAGGCAUGCGCAUGAUCCUGGCCGCUGCGGAUGACAUGCCUCUAGACCGCCUGGCAGUGCUUGCCGACCGCACCGCAGAAUAUUCCUCGCAGACCGUCUGCGUUGCCACGAGAUUCGCAUUCUGA